Molecule: messenger RNA, 687 nt
Organism: Pterocles gutturalis (yellow-throated sandgrouse)
Lineage: Eukaryota; Metazoa; Chordata; Aves; Pterocliformes; Pteroclidae
Product: medium-chain specific acyl-CoA dehydrogenase, mitochondrial-like
Exons: 7
Biological process (GO): fatty acid beta-oxidation; medium-chain fatty acid catabolic process
Cellular component (GO): mitochondrion
Molecular function (GO): flavin adenine dinucleotide binding; medium-chain fatty acyl-CoA dehydrogenase activity
Source: RefSeq, a predicted model, not a curated record
AUGCUUCAGACCAUUGCAGGGCACGGAUGGAGGUCACAUUCUAGUAAACCUGCUCAAAACUUACAUACAGGCAAACCUGGAGCUGGCUUUAGCUUUGAGCUUACUGAUGAACAGAAAGAGUUUCAAGCUACUGCUCGUAAAUUCACUGUGGAGGAAAUUAUUCCUGUUGCUGCGCAGUAUGACAGAACUGGAGAGUAUCCUCUUCCACUUAUCAAACGGGCUUGGCAGCUGGGUCUUAUGAAUUCACACAUACCAGAAAGCUGUGGCGGUCUUGGCCUUGGCAGCUUUGAAGCGUGCCUUAUCACGGAAGAGUUGGGUUACGGAUGUACUGGGGUUCAAACUGCCAUCGAAGCAAAUUCCCUGGGGCAAAUGCCAGUAAUCAUUGCAGGAAAUGAGCAUCAGCAGAAAAAAUACUUAGGAAGAAUGACAGAAGAACCACUGAUGUGUGCUUACUGUGUGACAGAGCCUGGAGCAGGCUCUGAUGUGGCUGGAAUAAAAACAAAGGCUGAAAAGAAGGGGGAUGAAUAUGUUAUUAACGGUCAGAAGAUGUGGAUCACAAACGGUGGGAAAGCAAACUGGUAUUUUUUGCUGGCUCGUACCAACCCAGAUCCAGGAACUCCUGCAAGCAAAGCCUUCACUGGAUUCAUUGUGGAAGCAGAUAGCCCUGGAAUCCAAAUUGGAAGAAAG